Strongylocentrotus purpuratus (purple sea urchin) is the source of this 1100-nucleotide messenger RNA. RefSeq names its product transmembrane protein 272. The record is from RefSeq and is a predicted model, not a curated record. The coding region runs from base 125 to 853 and encodes 242 amino acids. The transcript is spliced from 6 exons. Lineage: Eukaryota; Metazoa; Echinodermata; Echinoidea; Camarodonta; Strongylocentrotidae.
ACGAAGCAAGCGGAGUCCGUGAGUUUGUUGCAGUCUCUAUCCCAUCAAGUUAAUCAGGGCUGAACUUUCCCUUUCAACCACGCCCAUUUCGUUUCCGACAACAUCAUCCAUAAUCAUCUUAAAGAUGGCGCAAGACAACAAUGCCAUCGCUAUGUCACCGACCGACCCGACAGCUCCUCCAUCGAAUGAUGCAACACAACAAGAUGGAUCUCCGCUAUCUUACCAAUCCAUCUUUGGCAAGAUCAAGAGUGAGAAAGAGAAGAACGCCAGUCCGCUCGGUUUCAUCGGAUCUGUCGUCAAGAUCCUCCUCGACACAUUCAUCGUGACAUUAUUUAUGGCAUUAAUGCUCGCCAUUCCCAUUACAAUGGUCGCAAUUGGAGCCGUAUAUCUGGACGACUGCCCCGCAGAAAGAUUUAUCCCUAUCUAUUUGAUCACCAUGGGGGCGGCUUACAUAGUAAAGUUAUUGAUCGAUCUGAAGGGGAGGGCUCAACGCUCUAGACUUCCUCAAGAAGAACAGGCCUUCUUCGAACCCAACAAAGUGGAGGGUGGACUCAGCCAUCUCAUCGGAGUAUUCUGCUUCGCAUUUUUCAUCGCCGGAAAUGUAUGGAUCUAUCGGAUCUACAAGCCCAACACCACGGUCAUUUCUGAUGCUGACUACUGCCACCCGACGCUCUACUACUUCGCCUUCUGGGUGACCACUGUCUGCUACAUCAUCGCGGCUUCUUCUGCUUAUGUGGCAGCUGUAUGGGCGGCCUGUCCAGCUGCGGCGCCAUGGCCACUUCGGAUUAUGAUAUCGAAGAUGAUAUAUGAUGCUGUUAUUGAUGGUGAUGACGACGAUGAUUCCUGCACAUAAUUCUGUAUAUUGUGGCAUCAUACUUAUACCCCCCAAAACGCAGUUAGUACAGUGUAGUGCGUCUAUCAUGUCGCAUGGUGCUACCUAGUUAUUCCCCAACCCUUUUAUUUAUCAACUUUUCUGGAUACGCCAUUGGUUUUCGAUAAUGUAUUGAAAUGUUGGUGGGUGUUUCUUUUUUUGGAGGGGGUGGGGCAUAUGUAAUUUUACCCAAUGCUGGAUAAUAUGCCACUGAUAAUUAAAUUAACAA